This is a messenger RNA of Acanthopagrus latus (yellowfin seabream), 1975 nucleotides long. It is a transcript of the gene nono, whose product is annotated as non-POU domain containing, octamer-binding. Lineage: Eukaryota; Metazoa; Chordata; Actinopteri; Spariformes; Sparidae. Bases 150 to 1463 code for a protein of 437 amino acids. The transcript has a single exon. The record is from RefSeq and is a predicted model, not a curated record. Gene Ontology annotation, biological process: regulation of DNA-templated transcription. Gene Ontology annotation, cellular component: nucleus. Gene Ontology annotation, molecular function: RNA binding.
GGAUUUAUAUACACAAGUCGCACGGAAAUUAGGUCACAAUAGCGUCGCGGCAGCACGCAGCUUCGCCAUUUUCGCAGCUCUUUGUGCGCAACUAUUUGCUCCUUUUAUCGAGCUAUACGCAAACCAGGGUCUUAAUCAAAUUGCGAAAAAUGCAAGGAAAUAGGGGACCCCAGCAGAAUCAUGGCCCAAACCGCCAGGGAGAGCAGAGGAGACCCGGAGGGAACACGAACGGGCAGCAGCCCGAGCCCAGCGAACAGACUAGCCCCAAUGAGGCCUUAACCCUGGACCUGCAGAGCUUCAGGAAGCCCGGGGAGAAAACCUUCACUCAGCGCAGCCGGCUGUUUGUAGGUAACCUUCCCACAGGUGUAACUGAGGAGGAACUCGAGAAGCUAUUCGCCAAGUACGGCAAGGCCAAUGAGAUCUUUAUUAACAAGGAGAGGGGCUUCGGCUUCAUCCGGCUGGAGACCAGGAUCAUUGCAGAGAUCGCCAGAGCCGAGCUGGAUGAUACUCCGUUCAGAGGCAGGCCCAUCCGUGUGAGAUUUGCAACGCACGGUGCUGCUUUAAGUGUGAAAAACCUGCCAGAGUUUGUGUCCAACGAGCUGCUGGAGGAAGCCUUCGCAGUGUUUGGUCAGAUAGAGAGAGCAGUGGUCAUAGUGGAUGACCGAGGGAGGCCCACAGGGAAGGGGAUAGUGGAGUACACCUCAAAGCCAGCUGCAAGAAAGGCUCUGGAUAAGUGUGGUGAUGGCGCCUAUCUUCUCACAGCUUUCCCUCGACCUAUCACAGUGGAACCCAUGGACCAGUUGGAUGAGGAGGAGGGACUGUCAGAAAAGAUCAUAAACAAAAACCAGCAGUAUCACAAAGAGCGCGAGCAGCCUCCACGAUUUGCUCAGCCGGGCUCCUUCGAGUACGAGUACGCCAUGCGAUGGAAGGCCCUGAUGGAGAUGGAGAAGCAGCAGUACGAAAUGGUGGACCGCAACAUGAAGGAGGCGCAGGAGAAGCUGGAGGCUGAGAUGGAGGCGGCCAGACAUGAGCACCAGGUGAUGCUGAUGAGGCAGGACCUGCUGAGGCGCCAGGAGGAGCUGCGGAGGAUGGAGGAGCUCCACAGUCAGGAGGUGCAGAAGAGGAAGCAGGACGAGGAACGCCGGAGGAGAGAGGAGGAGAUGAGGAUGCGCAGUGAAGAGAUGAUGAAGAGGCAGCAGGAGGGCUUCAGGGGCAACUUCAAUGAAAACAGGGAGCAAGACAUAAGGAUGCACAUGGGCAAUCAUGGGAUGGCCAUGAACAGAACCUCGCUGGGUGGCAGUUCCGGUCCCGCUGGUGGCGCAGCCGGCAUGGCUGCUGAGAAUACUCCAAUGAUGUCCGGGCCAGGAAACAACAACAACAUGCCUGGAGGAGGCCAGGGUGGUUUCCCCAGAGGCCUCCCGGGGCCUGGAGACUAUGGACCUAACAAACAGCGCAGAUUUUGAAUGAUAUGUUUACUCUUCCCCUUUUCAUACUGUAUUUUAAAGUUCAUGUAGUUGGUUACUUUCUGAACUUUGACAACCGUUGCAUGUUAAUUUUUUUUACUUUUGUGUUAUGUUUUAGAACUACAAUGUCCUAACUCUCCAAAUGAGCCAUGCAUUUUGCUUUAUUUUUCACCUUUAAUGUAUUUUUCAUAGGGAUAGGAAAUGUUUUUGUCCUGGAUAUGUUUACUUUUCUGGAAUAAAUUCAUGAUUCCCUAAGAUUCCUGUUUGACAUGUAAGAUUUCUCCAUUAAGGUCAGGGUUUAAUCACAAAAUUGACCAGAUGAAGGCACAUUUUCAGGGCUGUAACUAUUAUUUUCUUGAUGAUUAGUUGUAUGGUCUAUAAAUUGUCAGAAAUGGUGAAAAAGCCCAAUGUGACAUCCUUAAAUGUCUUGUUUUGUCCACAGCCCAAAUAUGUUCAUGUUCUUUAGCGUAAAGAAACCACAAACUAUUCCCAUUAAAGAAGCUGGAAGCAGA